AUGGCGGGCAAGGAAACAGCACGGCUAUGUGAGAAAAUUGUCCAUUCUCACUUUGGUCCGAUCGCGGGGAAAGUCGCUGGUACUUUGCUGAACCGAGGCCGGCUACAGCUCCCGACUCUUAUCCGUUUCACUGGGUUGAAGCCAAGUUUGGUUCGAGCAGCUGUCAUUGCUCUUAUUCAGCACAACCUGGUUUGGCAUGCCGAGGACGCGAUAGAAGGGGAAGUUGUCGAAAUAGACUGGGAAGAGUGCAUUGCGCGCCAACGCUUUGGGAAAAUCCUCGCUAUCACAAAGGAGAAGUUUGGGGUACCGGGUCAAGCGAUCAUAUCUAUCAUCUUAGACCAUGGUAAACUGCGGCUGCCGGACAUACUCCGACUAUUGAACAAAUCCGACAACCAAAAAGAGUCGGAAGCCUACAUUAAAGUUGCGCUCGAACUGCUCACAUCGUCUCACCUUCGGGUAUCAACUCCUGCGUCGCACAUAUCACCACGAGAUAAACUCAUUCGGUACGAGGCCGAAGAGCGCAAGAAACAUGUCGGAAUUGUGGCUCCGAAAGACUCCCGACAGUUUCGUAUCACGGCAGAGGUACGGAUUCGAAGAGAGCGGGAAGAAGCGGAGGCACCGUCUGUUGGGUUAAUCAAAAGAAAGGCGAAAAAUAAAGAAAACAAGGAAGGAGGCAGUGGGAGAUCCAAAAAGCGGCAGGUUGUGGAAGAGGACGUCAUUGAUCCCGAAGCAUAUCUCAAAGUGAACUAUGCUAAAUUCAACAUUCAUAUCCGGAGUCAAUUGAUUGUAGCAGCUGCACGAGAGAAGUACAAUGACGAAGCAGCAGCCGUUCUCAAAGGAAUUCUCCAAGUGUGCGAGCCCAAAAUGACGCAGUUGGAUGAAAUCCGUUCCGACCCCAUACCUACCAAUCAAAUUUCGCAACAGAUUCCUGAGAACGCUCAUUUGGAACGAGGGCUCUACCUUAAAGGUUCUGGCGUUGGAACAUCUGUCAUACGCGAAUUUAUAUCGAUACUUGCAUGCGCGGACAAUCCCACCACAUGGGGGGUAGCAAGUGCGUUCCUGAGCAUCAGUGGCAGCGGCGGAGGAGGAGGAGGAGGAAAGGUUGCCGUCGAGUUUGAAGCAAUUUCAAGAAGGCUGAAGCGUGGAGUAGUAGAAGGUGCUGUCCGCGAUCGCUGGGGUGACCACGCGUGCCGAAUACUUCGUGUCUUGGACGAAAAAGGAAAACUUCAUGAAGAUCAUAUCGCGAAAAUUGCAAUGCUUGCGCCUAAUGAUGUGCGCGUUCUCGUGAAUACCCUUAACACGGCGAAUAUCGUCGCCCUUCAAGAAGUUCCUAAAUCUGCAGACCGACAGCCAGCGCGGACAAUUUAUCUGUGGUACAUUGAUUCUGCACGAGCUAAUGCGACAAUCUUGGCCUCGUUGCAUGGAACUCUCGCGAAUAUCGUCGAGAGGCUUGACGUAGAAAAAGAGCGCGUGCAGUCGAUUCUGGAUAAACGAGACAGAAGCGAUAUUGCAGGGGACGAAAGUCGACUCAAUCGAGGCGAAAGAGAAGAUUUGAAGGAAUGGGAAAUGAAACGUGAUAAACUUCUAGUACUCACGCACCGGGUCGAAGAGGCAGCGUUUGUUCUUGGCGUACUUCCAUCCGUGUUCGACCCCGAAACGAAGUAA
Messenger RNA from Rhizoctonia solani, 1665 nucleotides. RefSeq names its product DNA-directed RNA polymerase III subunit C3. Gene Ontology annotation, molecular function: single-stranded DNA binding. The transcript has 10 exons. NCBI's taxonomy places the organism in Eukaryota, Fungi, Basidiomycota, Agaricomycetes, Cantharellales, Ceratobasidiaceae. The coding region runs from base 1 to 1665 and encodes 554 amino acids. The record is from RefSeq and is a predicted model, not a curated record. Gene Ontology annotation, cellular component: RNA polymerase III complex. Gene Ontology annotation, biological process: DNA-templated transcription.